AUGACGUCUGCCGUCGACUCUCCGCAGUCGAGUCUCUGGUUUGUCGUCCCGGGACCCAUUCGAAACCUGUUCAACCACUUCCCCCUUCACGUAUACAGCCCCGAAGGCCUUCCCGCAAGGUCCCCCACCAGCGUGCGCCAACGACCGGCCCUAUAUGUUUUUGUGGCAGAUGAGGAUGCUUUGACAGGGAAGCCGAGCUAUAAUCCUUCAUGUCUGAAGUGGCAGACGGUGUUGAGAAUCGCUGGUAUUGACUUCGAUAUCGUACCUUCGAAUAACCACGCUUCGCCCUCAGGCGCACUGCCCUUUCUCCUACCACCGGCGUCGCAAGUUUCGAAACCCCUUACUGGCGAGAAGAUUCACAAAUACGUGUGCGAGCACGCUGUCCAUGAGCUAUCAAGCGCCACAUCACCCCGCCUUGAAGCCUACCAAGCUCUCCUGACACAAAAUAUCCGACCAGCUUGGCUAUAUGUUCUCUACCUCCUGCCCGCCAAUGCCCCUCUCCUCAAAAGCCUCUACCUUCCUUCCUCUAUGCUCCUUCGUACGCCUCUCCACCAGACACUCCACGCCGCGGCCACUUCCGAAAUACUCAAGACAACACGACGCGCGACAAUCUCGCCGUCGCAACUUCUAGUUGACGCCACAACUGCCCUGCGAGCACUAUCAUCCCUACUAGGACAGGAUAAAUGGUUCUUUGGUGCUAAUGGGCCAGGCUUGUUUGAUGCAGACGUGUUUGCAUACACCUAUCUGAUAGAUGAAAACUCUCUUGCUUGGCAUGAUAAGUCAUUGAGUCAGUGCUUGGGAGGACUGGAUAAUUUGAAGAGGCACAAGGAACGGCUAUACAAAAAGUGCUGGGGGGUGGACACAGUGUGA
This is a messenger RNA of Fusarium mangiferae, 870 nucleotides long. RefSeq lists its product as uncharacterized. Lineage: Eukaryota; Fungi; Ascomycota; Sordariomycetes; Hypocreales; Nectriaceae. The transcript has 3 exons. Gene Ontology annotation, biological process: mitochondrion organization. The coding region runs from base 1 to 870 and encodes 289 amino acids. The record is from RefSeq and is a predicted model, not a curated record. Gene Ontology annotation, cellular component: SAM complex.